ACCCACACGCACUCACAUCACUGUCAUCCUAACAACAGAGAACCAGUCACACCCCACCCCCUCGAUAUCACCUUCAAUGGUUUGUCUGACUGGUUUUUCUUUUCCUUUUUGUUUUUGUGUUUUUUUCCUCCUCACCCUCCUCCUCCUCUUCCACCUCCUCCUCCUCCCGCUCACAUUUCUCUAUGGUUUUCUCACAGCCCCUCUAAACACCACCACCACCACCAUAUUUAUUUAUUUGUCUUUCUGUUUCCCCUCUGUUGCUUUUCCUUCCUAGCUUUCUCUCUCUCUCUCUCUCGUCUUACCUAGUCUUUUCACAACUGGAACAUAAACCACACCACACCACACCACACCACACUGCACCAGUUUACACUUCAGCUACACUCGACACCUCUGACCACCACAGUUAUUAAACACUCCACGAGCGAAAACACCACAGCAGCGCUCUCUCUCUCUCUCUGUCCACAACACCUCACCACCAAGUUACGAUAGAGAAACACACACAACACUGUGAUAUAAAACGCCACAGCCCUCUACUCUACUCUACACCGCAUCACAAAUUUCUGAAGAAACUAUUCGCUUCACCCAGCCUGCCAAUGGGGUAAAUUGCAAUCAAAAAUUUGACUUUUGUAAUAUUUUCUCACAGUUCAGAUUACUCUGGGGUCGGCAUUUUAACCCUUGAUUUACCAGUGUGCCUGCAGGGAUCCGUUCGAAUAAGUAUCAGUUAUGUUCUAGGAUUUCUGUGUAUCUUCAAGCCACCCAAUUCUUUUUGAAAGUAUCUGUGGCCCUAAAAUCAUACCAGGUGCGAAGGUUGGAAAACAGACAGCCAUGGGAAAAAACGGGGCCAGUUUCCCGAGGAAGAACCUGGAUUCUUUCUGCUCUUCGUCUUCCUCUGUCGAGAUUAUAAGCGAAGAAAAGUUCUGUAAGAGGACGAAGAAUUCUGCAUCCUCGUCUCAGCCAUUGCUGUCGGCAUGUUCAAAUUGUUACAAGGAGAGAACAAAGUCGACAGGGAGCCGGCGGCACAGGCGUCAUAAACAGGUGAAGUCUAACUCGCCGAUAAUUAUUUGCCUCAAAGACUCGUUAGAUGCUGCCCGCAGGUUGAAGCAGAAGGAUGAGAGGGUGUACGAUAAAGAUUGCCAAGCUUCUACAACGACGAGAAAUAUUAUUACUACUACUACAAGGGACAAUGUUGGUGCUGGUCCAAUUUAUUCCAGGUUCCAAGAAGACAAAGGUAAAAAACUUCAGGCCCUCUUGUCUGAGAUAGAAAAGCCCAACCAAAACGAAGCUUGUGGGAAUAUUGUAAAGAAUCUAGAUUUGGACACCGGGCAGUUGUGCUCGGCCUGCCAGAAUUUGAACUCGUCCAGUCACGUACUUAACAAUGCACCGCACCGCACCAGGCGUAACGAGCGGUCAAGUCGGUCGUUGCACCACUUUCAGCAUAGUAAAGGGACGAACAACGUUGACGUGAUUCGGAAUGACUUAUUUAGGGGUGAUGGUCACGACGCCAACCCUGACUCGGAAGCUGCUGAGUAUGAAGACACUUCUUCUAUCUCUUCGAGCUCGGACAGCAGCAAUGCAUACGAAUGUGACAGCAUGCCUCGUUCUAGAGGUAACUGCAUGUCCAUCCAUGACGCACCUUGUUGCAGAAGGAUACCCCAGAAAAUAGCUUAUGGGGACUCCCUUGAGAAAUUGGCGCAAUUCACCACUGGUGCACCUCUGUAUUGUUAUGGGUCGGGCCUGCAGUACAGGUGUUCUAUGCAGGUGUCGAACCCCUGGUACCAGGAAGGGUACCACAACAGCAACAACAGCAAUCUGGAGGAGUACCAGUAUCAUGUCAAUAACAGAAGCUUUGAGGAGUACCCCUACGCUGACCAUAAUGCCAGAACCCCUCCUGCUGUCGUCUCAGUCAGCGCAGAAGAUGCGGGUCUGUCGUCGGACUUCUCGACAACUGACCAUGACUCCAACAGGGAGUCGGAGUCACCGCUGACCAGUGUGGACGAAGGGGACGCCGACAGCAACAGUGAGAUCGAUAAUAAUCCGGACUCUGAAAACCACCAGUGCGUCGACUGUGUCUACGUUGAUCUUACCGACACUGAUGUCACUUUCUCGGUUUACUACCAUGAAAAUCUAUUCCAGCUUUACAACAGCUACAAGGAAAAAAAGAAACAGAGGAGGGCCACUUCUUGGGCCAUCCCCUCCUGGGGCACGCCGCUGGGCUUCACAAAUGCCUCCUCAUCCUACUACCCUUACACCACCUCAUGGCCGUGGCCCUAUUGGUCCUCCAUGUUCUUCCCGAACAGUUCGCUGCCCAAAACGGUGAUGAUACCCCCAAAAGAGCUAAAGAAAUUCAAUGUAACGCAGCCGCCGCAACGUCAAUGGAUCCCUGUGCAGCAGCGCGACUGUUCCAGACCAACAGCUGUGUUCACCGUGAUGUGUUACAACGUACUCUGUGAUAAAUACUGCACCAGGCAGCUGUAUGGUUACUGCCCCACCUGGGCCCUCAACUGGGAGUACCGAAAGAAGGGCAUUAUGGAUGAAAUCAAACAUUACAGAGCUGACAUCAUCAGUUUGCAGGAGGUGGAAACUGACCAGUUCUACAACUUCUUCCUACCUGAACUGAAGAGAGACGGUUACAAUGGAAUCUUCUCACCAAAGUCACGGGCUCGCACCAUGAGUGAACAGGAAAGGAAGCAUGUUGAUGGGUGUGCUAUAUUCUUCAGGGAAGCCAAGUUCCAUUUCAUUAAGGAAUAUCUGAUUGAGUUCAACCAGCUGGCUAUGGCUAAUGCCGAGGGCAAUGAUGAUAUGCUUAACAGGGUGAUGACCAAGGACAACAUUGGACUGGCCGCUCUCCUUGAGGUCAAGGAGCCUCAUUAUGAAACUGGAAUGCCAGCUGAUCGACUCCGGGGUCAGCCGUUGCUUGUAGCCACGGCCCACAUCCACUGGGACCCAGAAUACUCCGAUGUGAAGCUUAUUCAGACAAUGAUGCUGAUGUGGGAGCUAAAACAGAUCAUCGAAGACACGUGCCGGGGUUACGGCUUGACUGCUCCCACCAUCGACUGCAAUGCCAUUCCUUUGCUCUUGUGUGGAGAUCUCAAUUCACUGCCAAAUUCAGGAGUUGUGGAGUACCUAAGUACAGGGAAAGUAGCAGCUGACCAUCUUGACUUCAAGGAGUACGCCUAUCGUUCUUCGUUGCGCAAGAUAAGUACUGCUGAAGGAAAAGAUGCCUUGUCUCACAGCUUCCGCCUGUGCAGGGCCUACCAAGGGGACACAAUGCCAUUCACUAACUAUACAUACGAAUUCAAGGGUGUCAUUGAUUACAUCUUCUACUCGCGGGAACACAUGAACCUGCUCGGCCUUCUGGGGCCGCUCGACGGAGAAUGGUUUCGCGAGAACAAGGUUGCCGGCUGCCCGCACCCGCACAUCCCCUCCGACCACUUCUCGCUCUUUGUCGAGCUCGAGAUGCCGGUACCCGUCCCGAACGGGCGCGGCAUCGGCCCGGGCCCUUCUUCUGCUGUCUCGCCGAUGUGCCCCUCGUCCGGCGGCGGUGGCGGCACCUCUAACAUGACGGUGGGAGGAGCGGCAGGAAUUGUCGGCGGCGGAGGAGGAGGCGGCAGUGGAAACGGCGGUGGCGGCGGCAACAACAACAACAACAGUGGCAGCGGGGGUGGCGGCAGCGGAAACAUGAACAACAGCAGUGGUAGUGGCAGCGGAGGUGGCGGCGGCAGCGGAGGUGGUGGCGGAAGCGGAAACAACAACAACCUUCACAUGAAAGUGAGAUAGUGCCUCAACGAGUGACUUCACCACCACUACCACCACCACCACCACCACCACUACACCACACCACCACCACCACCAAAACCUCCGCGACCACCACCACCACUACCACCACCACUACCACUACAGUAACAGCUCACCUCUUCCCACUACCGCGAAUUUCAUCGCCAUCACUAAACCACCAUCAUCACCGCCGCCGUCGUCGUCGCCAAGAGCAACAACAACAACAACAGCAGCAGCAGCAGCAUCACUGUCGUCGUCAUAACAACAACAACAACAUCGUCGUCGUCGUCAUCAGCAACACUCGCUGUCAUCGCCAUCGUCAUCACCACCACCACCACCAUCAUCAUCAUCGUCAUCGUAGUCGUUAUUGUUGUCGUUAACAUCCCAAGCAAAAACUUACUACAAGGCAGCAUCGCCUCCCUCUCACCCUCACCCCACCCCCCCCCCAACAAACUCUCGUCAUUCGUAUGUAUGCCCUCCCCCCAACUCCCCAUUCCACCACGACCACCACCAACCAUUAUUGUCGUUCAUCAUCAUCAUCACCCUGGAAAUGUCAUUCAGCAAAGGAGCUUGAGAUAUCUGUCUGUGUGUGUGUGUGUGGUGUAUGCAUAUAUGUGUUUAUG
Molecule: messenger RNA, 4397 nt
Organism: Octopus sinensis (East Asian common octopus)
Lineage: Eukaryota; Metazoa; Mollusca; Cephalopoda; Octopoda; Octopodidae
Product: CCR4-NOT transcription complex subunit 6-like
Exons: 8
Coding region: 826-3777 (983 amino acids)
Biological process (GO): nuclear-transcribed mRNA poly(A) tail shortening
Cellular component (GO): nucleus; cytoplasm; CCR4-NOT complex
Molecular function (GO): poly(A)-specific ribonuclease activity; protein binding
Source: RefSeq, a predicted model, not a curated record